Molecule: messenger RNA, 1857 nt
Organism: Neopsephotus bourkii (Bourke's parrot)
Lineage: Eukaryota; Metazoa; Chordata; Aves; Psittaciformes; Psittacidae
Gene: PRPSAP1
Product: phosphoribosyl pyrophosphate synthetase associated protein 1
Exons: 11
Coding region: 170-1240 (356 amino acids)
Biological process (GO): purine nucleotide biosynthetic process; 5-phosphoribose 1-diphosphate biosynthetic process
Cellular component (GO): ribose phosphate diphosphokinase complex; cytoplasm
Molecular function (GO): ribose phosphate diphosphokinase activity; magnesium ion binding
Source: RefSeq, a predicted model, not a curated record
AGUGAAGCCGCCGCGUUGAGACCGCGCCGCGCCCCGCGGGCAGGAGCGGAAGUGCCCGCGCUGUCAGCAGCACCGGGAGCGGGCAGCGAGCCCCGGCCUGAGCAGAGAGAGCGUUCACCGCCGUCACGCCUUCUCCUCAGCUCCGCGGGGCUUGCAUGACGCUUGGGCGAUGAACGCAGCCAGAAGUGGCUACCGGGUCUUCUCGGCCAACUCCACGGCAGCCUCCACGGAGCUGGCGAAGCGGAUCACGGAGCGUCUCGGUGCUGAGCUGGGGAAGUCUGUGGUGUACCAGGAAACCAAUGGAGAAACAAGAGUUGAAAUAAAGGAAUCUGUGCGGGGACAGGACAUCUUCAUCAUACAGACAAUCCCCAGAGAUGUGAACACUGCUGUCAUGGAGCUGUUGAUCAUGGCGUAUGCACUGAAGACUUCCUGUGCCAGGAACAUCAUUGGGGUCAUCCCUUACUUCCCCUACAGCAAACAGAGCAAGAUGAGGAAGAGGGGCUCUAUAGUCUGCAAGCUGCUGGCUUCCAUGCUGGCCAAGGCAGGUUUAACACACAUUAUCACAAUGGACCUUCAUCAAAAGGAAAUUCAAGGCUUCUUCAGCUUCCCAGUAGACAACCUGAGAGCAUCCCCUUUCUUGCUUCAAUAUAUACAGGAAGAAAUUCCAGACUACAGAAAUGCAGUUAUUGUAGCCAAAUCUCCUGAUGCAGCUAAAAGGGCUCAGUCCUAUGCUGAGAGGCUGCGGCUGGGACUGGCAGUGAUCCACGGGGAGGCUCAGUGCACAGAGCAGGACAUGGAUGAUGGACGUCACUCCCCUCCCAUGGUCAAAAAUGCAACAGUGCACCCUGGCCUGGAGCUGCCGUUGAUGAUGGCCAAGGAGAAACCACCAAUAACUGUGGUUGGAGAUGUUGGAGGAAGAAUUGCCAUCAUUGUGGAUGAUAUCAUUGAUGAUGUGGAAAGCUUUGUUGCUGCUGCAGAGAUCCUGAAAGAACGUGGAGCCUACAAGAUCUUUGUGAUGGCGACUCAUGGGCUCCUGUCAGCAGAUGCCCCCCGUCUCAUCGAGGAAUCCUCCAUCGAUGAGGUGGUAGUAACCAACACAGUUCCUCACGAGGUCCAGAAGCUGCAGUGCCCCAAGAUAAAGACUGUGGAUAUCAGUUUGAUUCUCUCUGAAGCCAUCCGACGAAUCCACAAUGGAGAGUCCAUGGCUUACCUCUUCCGCAACAUCACUGUUGACGACUAGACCUGGUGCUCCCCCUGGCCUGGCUUCCACAAGAGAAGGAAACGUGUGUGAGAAGGCAUCAGUUAUGGGCAGAAGACAACUUUAUUCUUGUAGGAGCAUGAAGGUUUUCAGUCAGGGGCUGGAGCCGUUACAUUCUGUGAGCUUUGGGUCAUUCUUGUUCUGCAGGGGCAAAGCACAUGGGGGUCUUGGUCCUUGCUUGAACACUGCACUGCAACUGCAGGCACUGUUCCUGGAGCUGCAUGGGGCUGCUGAGUUGUGGCAGAGUCUCGUGGGGACAGGGAGUGCAGCUCUGCUCUCCAAAACACUUAACACUGACCCUGCUACCAAAGCAGAGGGUGUUCAAAUUUGGUGCCUCCUGUGCAGCUCGUCCCCUCUGAACAGCUGCUAUGCCUGGCCUGUGGGGCUGUUGCUGUAAGCAGGCUCACGUGGCAGCUUGCAGCCCCUUCCACAGGGAAGCAGGACUCACAGCUUGUUCCUUUCUUGUGUGACGCUAAUCCUUGGCUGGAGGGGACACUUGAGAAGGCAGCACAAGGGGCUUGUGAAGGGCCUUGUCUCCAGGAUGACGGAAGAAUAAAUUCCCUAACUGUGAUCUUCCCCUUGCUGAGGCAGACAAACAC